This is a messenger RNA of Zalophus californianus (California sea lion), 1517 nucleotides long. RefSeq names its product mevalonate kinase (gene MVK). The record is from RefSeq and is a predicted model, not a curated record. The coding region runs from base 129 to 1319 and encodes 396 amino acids. Gene Ontology annotation, cellular component: cytoplasm. The transcript is spliced from 11 exons. Gene Ontology annotation, molecular function: mevalonate kinase activity; ATP binding. NCBI's taxonomy places the organism in Eukaryota, Metazoa, Chordata, Mammalia, Carnivora, Otariidae. Gene Ontology annotation, biological process: isoprenoid biosynthetic process; cholesterol biosynthetic process.
UCGCGUGUUCUGAUUGGCGGAGAGGUAGGACGAGCCCCUCCCCCCGGGAGAGGGGCGCCCGGGGACUAGGUCCGGAACCGCUCCCGCGUCUGCUCCCGGGGCUGGCGGAGGCAGGAUUGUCAGGAGCCAUGCUGUCAGAAGUCCUGCUGGUGUCUGCUCCAGGGAAAGUCAUCCUUCACGGAGAGCAUGCCGUGGUCCACGGCAAGGUGGCACUGGCUGCGGCCUUGAACUUGAGAACAUUCCUCCGGCUUCAGCCCCACAGCAAUGGGAAAGUGUGCCUCAACUUACCAAACAUUGGCGUCAAGCAGGCCUGGGAUGUGGCCAGGCUUCAGCUGCAGGACACAAGCUUUCUGGAGCAAGGUGACGCCACAGCGCCCACUGCAGAGCAAGUGGGGAGGCUGAAGGAGGUGGCGGGCUUCCCCGAGGACAGCACCAACCCCGAGCACCUGGCUGUGCUGGCCUUCCUCUACUUGUACUUGUCCAUCUGCCGGAAGCAGAGGGCCCUGCCCAGCCUGGACAUCAUGGUGUGGUCACAGCUGCCCACCGGGGCUGGCCUGGGUUCCAGCGCCGCCUACUGUGUGUGUAUGGCCGCCGCUCUCCUGACUGCAUGUGAGGAGAUCCCAAACCCGCAGAAGGACGGGGUGUCUGCCAGCAGGUGGACCGUGGAGGAUUUGGAAUUAAUUAACAAGUGGGCCUUCCAGGGGGAGAGAGUGAUUCAUGGAAACCCCUCCGGAGUGGACAACGCUGUCAGCAGCUGGGGAGGAGUGCUCCGGUUCCAACAAGGAAGGAUCGCCUCCCUAAAGAGGCCACCGGCUCUGAAGAUCCUGCUGACCAACACCAAAGUCCCUCACAGCACCAAGGCUCUGGUGGCCAAUGUCAGGAGCAGGCUGCUUAAGUUCCCGGAGAUCGUGACGCCCCUGCUGGCCUCCAUCAACGCGAUUUCGCUGGAGUGCGAGCGGAUGCUGGGGGAGAUGGCAGCGACCCCAGCCCUGGAGCACUACCUCGUGCUGGAAGAGCUCAUCGACAUGAACCAGCACCAUCUGAAUGCCCUUGGCGUGGGCCAUGCCUCGCUGGACCAGCUCUGCCAGGUGACCAUGGCCCAUGGACUGCACAGCAAGCUCACUGGCGCAGGCGGCGGUGGCUGUGGCAUCACGCUCCUCAGGCCAGAUCUGGAGCAGCCGGAGGUAGAGGCCACGAAGCAGGCUCUGACUGACUGCGGGUUUGACUGCUGGGAAACCAGCAUCGGGGCCCCCGGCAUCUCCGUCCACUCGGCCGCCUCCCUGGACGCCCCCGUGCGCCAAGCCCUGGUUGGUCUCUGAGAUGAGCCCGCGCCGCUGCAGCCCCACCAAGAAGCGCCUUCCUGGGGUAUUCAGUUGGCUUCGGGGCUGGCCAGUGGGCCCCCAGCCCCUGUGCGCCGGCCUUCCCAGCGGCCGCACCCCUCCAGUCCCAGUGGUGCGAUAUGGAACCUGCAGUGGGCUGGGGACCCCGGAAGACCCGGUCUGUGUCCUGCCUUCUCU